Molecule: messenger RNA, 1397 nt
Organism: Momordica charantia (bitter melon)
Lineage: Eukaryota; Viridiplantae; Streptophyta; Magnoliopsida; Cucurbitales; Cucurbitaceae
Product: DDRGK domain-containing protein 1
Molecular function (GO): ubiquitin-like protein ligase binding
Source: RefSeq, a predicted model, not a curated record
GCUAUGUAAGGCCACUAAACGGCGCCGUAUACUUCCCCGCAUCUCCGACGUCCCUCCGCUUCGUUACUGUUCUGUUGGUGUUGUUGAUUUCUUCAUCUCCGAUCUUCCAAGGCACAAAUUUCUCUUCGCAAGGUGUAGGAAAGUCGAAAGAUGGAGGAAUUUCUCGUGGCGAUUCUCUCGAUGCUACUUGUUGUUGCAUUGGUUCCUCUUUUUCUGUGGAGACGCUAUCAGGAUUCCCGCUCUGGUCAUGCGCAUGAAGACGAGGAUCAGGUUCCUCAGAGAGAAACUGUAGUUCGCGCCACGGGUGGUGGCCGUCGUAUGCGUCGGAGACCGGCUUCGGCUGCUAGUUCGUCAAACGCAGGGGCGGCUCUGGAAGAAAGUGCUGAUGGAAGUGAUGACGAAAUUGCUGGGGGUGAAUACUAUGAAGGUAAAGGAUCGAAGAAGAAAGAAAAGAAGCGACAAGAGCGUGAGGCUCAGAGACAGGCUGAACAAGCUUCCCGUGAGUCAAGGUUUACAAAACAAGACCGCUAUGCAGAAAUGCGGAGGAAGAAAGAUGAGGAGCGCGAAGAUCAGGAACGGUUACUGGAAGAAGAAGCCAAGGCACGCAAGGCCAAGGAGGAAGAGGCUGCUGCACUCGAGUUUGAUAAGUGGAAAGGGGAAUUUUCAGUCGAUGCUGAAGGUACCACUGAAGCUGAAGUGGAAGGCGGAAAUCAAGAUUUGCUCUCUGCUUUUGUGGAAUAUGUAAAGAGUCAUAAAUGCGUCCAAUUGGAAGAUCUUGCUGCAGAAUUUAAAUUAAGAACUCAGGAAUGUAUCAAUCGGAUCACCUCCCUGGAGAGUAUGGGCCGACUUUCUGGUGUCAUGGACGACAGGGGAAAAUAUAUAUACAUAUCGAAGGAAGAAAUGCAAGCAGUUGCCGACUACAUCAAGCGUCAAGGAAGGGUUAGCAUUUCACAUCUAGCUAGUAAGUCCAACCAGUUCAUAGAUUUGGAACCAAAAGCUCAAUUUGUUGAAGAAAUCAAUGUUGGGCAGGGGUUAAUACACUUGCAUCAAAGCAUCAUAAACAACUAGUGUAUAUUUUAACAAUGAUCGAUACAAUGACGUCGGGCAGGGGUUAGAUUAUGUUAUCCCUCUAGCGGGUUCUCAAGCUUCUCUUGUUAUCGUUGUCCCGCAUUUAGCUCGGAUUCCUCUCAUGUUAUGACUGGAAAUUGACGCAUGUUUAUAGACAGAUUUUUCUUUGGCUGCCAGUGGUGGUAGCGACACCUGAGCAAACUAAACAGAAUUGGACCAAUCAUUUUUGCAUUUUGGGUUGUGAAUUUUGUUUUAGAUUGUUGUUGGAGUUCAAGAUCUGACGUAGAUUAAUGAAACCAUAGUUGUUUGAGUUCAUGUUUUUGUUUAAA